CGCUCAAUUCUUACAUGUAUAAAUUCGCGUACAAUUCAGCCCAGUUCUACUGUUUAGCAUGAAGAUCUUCCAUCAUGUGCUCAGUAUAUUCGUGCUGGUAUUUCUAGUAUGGGAGACAGUUGCGAAGUUACAGACGGAAAACGUUAUAUUUCCAGUAGACUACAAGUCACCAAUUUCGGUAGGUCUUUGGGAGAAAGAAACCGGCAAAAAAACUUCUUGGACGAUUGAAACAGAUGUUUUGAAUUCAAUAUCCGAUUAUGAAACAAGGUAUAAAACGUACAAGGACAAAGUAAUUGCGAUUUCAAUACGCAAUGAUGGAGAUAAGAUUACAGCUGCAAAGGCGUUCGCAAGAAACAAUAUUAGAAAUGGUGUUUUCUUAACUGUCUCCGACAAAAAUCUCAGACAAAUGUUAGACAAAAUACAAUAUUAUUAUAGAAGUGGUGUAUUGAUUGACUUGCAGGAUAAGUUCACUGAAGUCAUCGUAACUGAUAAAGUUCAAUAUGAUGCAAGAUUUAAAACAUACAAAGGCAAAACUAUUUUCACGUUCUUCCACAAGAUUGACAAUGAUGAAGCUAUGGCCAUAACAAUCAACCAGAAGAAUAAACUGGAAUAUCUCAAAUCAACAAUAAUGACUACCGUGAAGUUACGAUAUUGGAGUGAUUACGCUCGUGUCGUCUUGCUCAUGGUUCACGUGAAUGUCGUUGGUGAGGAACUUAUUGAAAAACUCUGUCCGAUGGGCAAAAAAGUUCCGUUGAGUAAGGAAUUCCCUUUUAUGUACUACGAUGAUCAUGCAAGGUUCACUGAAGUCAUCGUAACUGACAAAGCUGAAUACGUUCAAAGAUAUGAAACCUACAAAAGCAAGAUCAUAUACACGUUGUUCCACAAGAUCAACAAAGAUGAAGUUGAAGAAUAUAACUCCUACAAGUUCAAUAAAUUGGAAUUUUUAAAAUCAUGUACACUGAAUUCGUUGAAGAGACAGUAUGAGCUGCGAUACUCUUCGGUCGUCUUGCUCGUAGUUCAUGUGGAUGUCGUUGGUGAGGAAUUCAUUGAAAACCUUUGUCCGAUAGAUAAAGCACCGUUGAGUUACCCUCGUAUGUACUACGAAGAAUAUGAAAAGUUUACUGAAGUCAUCGUAACUAGUUAUGCUGAAUACGUACAAAGAUCUGAAACCUACAAAGGCAAGAUUAUGUACACGUUAUUCCACAAUAUCAAAGAUAAUGACGUUGAAGAAUUUAACUCCCGCAAGUACAAUAAACUGCAAUUAUUAAUAUCACGUAAAAUGUGUUGGUUGAGGAGAAAGCAUAUGAAUGAAUACACUUCGGUCGUCUUGCUCGUAGUCCAUGUGGAUGUCGCCGGUGAGGCUAUUGAUAAUCUCUGUCCGAUAAAACCAAAGCCGUUUCAUUACCCUCGAAUGUACUACGAAGAUAACAAGAAGAUCAAAGUAUUUGGAGGAUAUGGGCCAAACGAUGAGUCCGAAGUUGUAUGCUGAGACUUUGAAAGAGAGUCUGCUGAAAAGUAAUACAAGUAAUCAAAUAAAGAAUGCCA
Messenger RNA from Macrosteles quadrilineatus (aster leafhopper), 1545 nucleotides. RefSeq lists its product as uncharacterized. The record is from RefSeq and is a predicted model, not a curated record. The transcript has 18 exons. Bases 59 to 1489 code for a protein of 476 amino acids. NCBI's taxonomy places the organism in Eukaryota, Metazoa, Arthropoda, Insecta, Hemiptera, Cicadellidae.